Molecule: messenger RNA, 1138 nt
Organism: Cyphomyrmex costatus
Lineage: Eukaryota; Metazoa; Arthropoda; Insecta; Hymenoptera; Formicidae
Exons: 1
Coding region: 20-1120 (366 amino acids)
Source: RefSeq, a predicted model, not a curated record
UACAGAGAUAAAUGGAGAUAUGGAAGAGAAGCUAAAGAUGAUUGUGGAGAGAAUGAAAGAGAGGGAUAACCAGGGAGAGCACAUACUGCUGGGAGGAGACUUUAAUGCGAGGACAGGUACGGAGGGUGCGCUGGUAGAAGGAAUGGAAGAGGAGAAAGAGAGAUGCUCAAAAGAUAAGAAAAUAAACAAGGACGGAAGGAUUCUAAUAAAGGUGAUGGAAGAAGAAGGAUGGGGAAUAAUGAACGGGAGAAAGCAGGGAGAUGAGAAGGGAGAGUGGACUUACUCAGGAGGUAGAGGAGAAUCGGUGAUAGAUUAUGCAAUAGGUAACAUCGAGGCAUGGGGAGAAGUGAAAGAGAUAAGAGUAGAGGAAAGAGUGGAAUCAGAUCAUCAUCCGGUUAGCGUAAGAAUAGGUAGAGAGAAAAGAGAUGAGAAGAAAAGAUGGAGAAGGGAGACAAGAAAAAGGAUGGACUGGUCGGAAAAGGGAAGAAACACCUUCACCAGGAAGAUGGAUGAGCUAUGUAUUGAAGAGAGUGGGAUAGAGAAAAUGUACGAAGAACUCAGAAAGGCAGCGAUGGAAGCAACAUGCUGGAAGGAAAAGAGAGUGGGGAAAGGAGAUUGGGGCAGAUCAUGGUGGUGGGAUGAAGAGUGCAAGCUGAAGAACAGGGAGGUGAGAAGAGUGCUGAGGAAGUGGAGGAGAGGAGAGGUAGAAGGAAACGAAUAUAGGAAGAUGAAGAAGGAAUACAGGAAGUUAUGUGAGGGAAAGAAGGAAAUAGGAAGGGAGAGAUUGAUAGAAGAAGCGGAAGCAGCGAAAUCGGAAAAAGACGUCUGGAAAAUAGUAAAUAGGGAGCGAAGAAGAAAGAAAGGGAUAAAUGAAGAAAUAAGUAUGAAGGAAUGGAAGGAGCAUUUUGAGAAUCUACUGGAGGGUGACAAGCGGGGGGAGAGAUGGAAAACGGAGGAGGAGGGGAUAGAGAUGUUGAAGGGAGAUAAGAUAGAGAGAGUGGAAAUUAGCCAGGUAAUUAAGGGUCUGAAAAAAGGAAAAGCGGCAGGAAAAGAUGGGCUGGUGAACGAGAUGUGGAUCUACGGGGGAAAGGACAGAGGAAGCGAUAUGGAGGAUAUGUGAAGAAGUAUGGGAAAAAGG